AUGGAAGCACGUGGAAUUCACUGUCAGGAAUAUGUGUUCUUGAAGGUGUCUUCUAUGCGUGGUGUGAUGCGGUUUGGCAAGAAGGGAAAAUUGGCCCCUCGUUAUGUGGGACCCUUUGAGAUUGUUGACAGAAUUGGGGAGGUGGCAUACAAGCUGGACUUGCCGCCGAAUUUCUCGCACGUGCAUCCGGUAUUCCACAUAUCGAUGUUAAGGAAGUAUAUUUCGGACCCUUCGCAUGUGUUGCAACCUCAAUAUGUGGAAGUAAGCGAAGAUCUGACUUAUGAGGAGCAGCCAGUCAUGAUCGUGGAUACUCAAGUUCGCCAACUGCGCUCUAAGGUUAUUCCAAUGGUUAAGGUGUUGUGGCGGAAUCAUUCGUUUGAAGAAUGUUGUUUCACAGAUCCUAUGCCACCACCACCGCCCCCUCCCUCAGCGCCUUCCUCUCCUCCUCACCCUCCAACCGAUGCAGCCAGUGAGGAUGUGCCUCAAUCAGACUACCAGUAG
Messenger RNA from Ricinus communis (castor bean), 501 nucleotides. RefSeq names its product junction-mediating and -regulatory protein-like. Bases 1 to 501 code for a protein of 166 amino acids. The record is from RefSeq and is a predicted model, not a curated record. The transcript has 2 exons. Lineage: Eukaryota; Viridiplantae; Streptophyta; Magnoliopsida; Malpighiales; Euphorbiaceae.